This is a messenger RNA of Moesziomyces aphidis, 1695 nucleotides long. The record is from the annotation of a GenBank genome assembly. Lineage: Eukaryota; Fungi; Basidiomycota; Ustilaginomycetes; Ustilaginales; Ustilaginaceae.
AUGGGCGCUAUCUGCACUUCAUCGGCCUAUCGCUUUCCGCACUUGCUCGGCAAAGUUGACCCAUCCCGCUGGGCUGGAGCACGGCUGCUGCUACGAUUCCGACAACAAGAGAUUGCGGGACUUGUUUGCGGCGGCAAUCUCAAAGCUUCCGUUGGCUGUUGUUUUCGCUGGAAGUCGGCCGUUGAGAGAAACAAGGCGGUGCGGCCGGUCUCGGAAAAAUCGUCCGGGCGAGAUGGCGCGGAAUUUGCUGUCAUCGGACUUCAGACGACACAAAACAGCACACAACAGCGACAGCAACAGCGGUCGUCACUCUGCACCGGCUCCAACCAAUUGUUCCCGGCCAUUUGCAGCUGGCCCGAUGCAGGACGUCGAUCCCUCGCCAACGGUCCGGACCACGACCGACAGCAGCGCUGGAUCCUCAUCCAAUUGCGUCCUCUGCUCCGUACGCAAAGACAGCGCCGGUGCCAAGUGCCUGUCGUCACCACACAUCCAUUGUUCCGGCCGGCGAAAGCGCCGAUUGUCGGCCGUGAUACUGCACGCAGCGAGCAAGCGACUCUUGCUCGUGCUGGACGUCGCGACGGCCUGAGCAAAGAGCACGUGCGGAGAAGACAGACGAUUGUCAGACCUGUUUCCUUCCAACAAUUUGAACCGCCAAAGAUCAGAGGCCGAUAUCCCGAUGGAUACGGAUCUGCAGCCGCCGCUUCGACACAAUCCGCGCAACAACCUUCUGUGCAGGAAGAGCGGGGCUUACCGUAUCCAUUGUCUGGCAUCUUCUCGCCCUGGUACUGGCUGCUCAAGCUGGCAGCCACCUUCUUCCGCGGCGUCACCUACCUCAAGCGCGGCACGGAGCGUUAUCUGCGCAAUCUACCUCCUUUGGCAGGAAUCGCCCGCGAACGGCUCCAGGUACCUUCGCGCGACAAGGGUCGCUUCAUUGGCGUCGACCUGUACAGACCUGCAGAUGCUCCAGCCACCGCCAAGCUGCCAGUCAUCGUAAACUGGCAUGGAUCUGGCUGGCUCAUUCCGAGCUGGGGCGAGGACCGCGAGUUCGUCAACCAGGCCGUCAAGGCUCUGCGCUGCAUCGUGCUCGACUGCAACUACCGCAAGGGGCCCGAGUAUCCUUAUCCUGCUGCGCACGACGAUGCGGACGAUGUCGUCGAAUGGGUGCUCUCCCAGUCCGAGCGCUUUGACCUCGACAAGGUGGCGCUCUCGGGCUUCAGCGCCGGUGCCGCGAUGGCGCUCAGCACCAGCAAUGCCUACUCGGGCAAGAUCAGCGCGCUCUCUGCACUCUAUCCGCCCAUCGACAUGUGCAAGUCCGAAAUGCCUCCCAAGCCCACACGCCAGCCUCGCAGCGGUGUCUACCUCGCCCCUCGCGUGGUCAAGCUAUUCAACGACUGCUACGUCCCCGAUCUCGAGGCCAGAAGCGACCCAAGACUUGUUAUCGCGGGCCUCGACACCGCGCGAUUCCCCGACAACAUCUUUAUUGCCACUGGCGACAUCGACCUGCUCCACAAGAACGACAAGGAGUACUUCGAAAAGCUUGCCGCCACCCACAAGAACAAGACGGUCAAGUUCGUUUCCGUGCCGGAAGAAGAGCACGGCUGGGACAAGAACCCACUCGUGCCCGAAUCCCUUGAGGCACGCGACAACGUCUACCGCCAGAUGUUCGACAACAUCAGCCAAGCCUGGGACAAGUGA